AUGCGGAACGCUCUGUUCCUGGCUCUUCUCAUAGGGCUUUGUGCAACUGUAUCGGUGUCGCAGAGCCCUUAUGACACGUUCCGUCUCUUCGAGCGCUACCCCAGCUCUCCUAACUACGCUAUUCCCAUGUGCUGUCCUACCCAUCCCUCCGCCUACUGCGACUUCUACUUCGAUGGCUUUCAGAACUCAGUGCCGUCGUUCCACAUCAAAGACGACAUUAAGGGGGAUCACGCGGUGCUCACCAUCACGCGCGAGCAGGUUCACUGGGUGGGCAGCAUGGACUACUUUGCGCCCGGCAUCCGCGACUACAAGACCAACGGCCUGAUUGCUGCCGACUCCACCAACGGCACGUACCUGCAAUGCCCCCAACGCUUGCCUCCUGACGAGCAUCCCGGGGACCAAUUCUACCUCAAUCAGCGGGAGGACGCGAUAGCACACGUGUACGUGCGAAACUGGAAGCCGCAGUCGCAGUGGCAUCACGGCAUCGACUGGUUCAACGAUAGUACGGACUACCCUGAGGAGAGGCGCUGUGUCGUAUUCCGCACCCGUGCAUGA
Closterium sp. NIES-65 is the source of this 555-nucleotide messenger RNA. Lineage: Eukaryota; Viridiplantae; Streptophyta; Zygnematophyceae; Desmidiales; Closteriaceae. The record is from the annotation of a GenBank genome assembly.